Dufourea novaeangliae is the source of this 5400-nucleotide messenger RNA. RefSeq names its product serine/arginine repetitive matrix protein 2. Bases 146 to 3955 code for a protein of 1269 amino acids. Gene Ontology annotation, molecular function: protein binding. NCBI's taxonomy places the organism in Eukaryota, Metazoa, Arthropoda, Insecta, Hymenoptera, Halictidae. The transcript is spliced from 14 exons. The record is from RefSeq and is a predicted model, not a curated record.
UGAAAUUCAGGCGCGCAGUUGUUUAAUCGUCGACGAUGUUGCAUAGUGGACCGUGAUAUAAUUGGAAAACACAUAAACAGAUCGUCAGAAGAUAAUACGGGCGUAACGUAUUGCAGGACUAGGUUGCUUGCAGUACUGAAUCAAAAUGGAAUCAAUGGAUGCACAUCUUGUGGCACAAGCAUUGAACUACCAUGGCCAACAGUUGCAGAAAGUGUGGGAGGGAGAACGCAACGAAAAUGAGCUGGCCAUGCUCAAUCUCAAGGAACCAAAUUUUGAGAUCUAUCAACAGCGGCAAAAGACACUUAGUUUUGGUGAUAGAGGGAAAAGGCUAAAGCUGCAACAAUUCCUUGCAAAGAAGGCAGAUGCCCUCUAUGAUAAGUCAAAUUUGGAGAAAACAGUUGAUCCUAUCAAGCAGGAAUUAGGGGAUGAAGAAUUUUAUGCAACAAUGCCUGGCCUAGACACUUUUGUCACCAUGGAAAAAUCUCAACGUAUACGUAAUUUUUUGGAGAGUUUGGUGGUUGGAGAUGUUAUAUACGCGCAAGUAAUGGGUAAAAGUGCUGCUGGGCUUCUUCUGAAGGUGCUUUGCAACUGCAGUGACUGCCCCAGAGUUGUUACUGAUUUAGGAGUAAAGGCUCUGAUAUUGAACACGGCCACAGUGCCGGCGGUGGACAAGAAAGGUGUUACAAGAAGCUACAUGGCAAAUGAUCUCAUCUGCGUCGUAGUCAGUGAAGUUAACGUUGAAGCUGAGCGAGUUGUUGCAGUUAUGAACGUACCUGCCCGUGAAGGGCAAGCCCCACACCCACCUAUGGGACUUAUCCAUUCUGAUGACCUUCCAGAAGCAUAUAAGAAAGCUAUGGACAACAAGGGCCAAUCAUACGAAGCGAUGUUGGAGAAUAGUACUGGCUUCAACAACCCCAACAACAUUAAAUAUCUAUGCGACUUGAUGGGCCUUGGCCAAGAGAACCAUUCCAAUAUGGUUGGUUUAAGGGAAAGAUUUCCACCUAAUGAGUAUGCGUCUGAAUUAAGGCAGGCGCAAGCUAGUAAGUGGGCGUUUCGAAGCGUGGCUGAAGGAAUAGACCACUUCAAGGCCGGCCGCCAUACAGAAGCCUUUCAGUGUCUCAACAAAGCACUGACCGUAGAUCCACGAAACGUUGAAGGACUCGUAGCGCGUGGAGCAUUAUACGCCAACAGCGGAAGUUUCAAGAAAGCAAUCGAUGACUUCGAGACUGCGUUGAAGUUGAAUCAGACUCACGCCAACGCCCGCAAAUACAUGGCAGAGACUCUAGUUGCUCUAGGUCGAAGCUUCGAGGACGAGAAAAAGUACGAAGAUGCACAGAAAGCGUACGAGAAUUGCUUGGCGAUCGCUCCUUACCACGAAGAAGCUAGGAACUCGAUCGAGUACAUCAAAUCCAAGACUUUGACCACCACUUUAAAUCCUUUGGAUACGUUCAAGAGUUUUGAGGCCGAGAACGAUGUCGGUGAAAUUAAAAAGGAGAAGAAGAAACGCAAGAAGGAGAGAAAGUCGAGAUCGAAGAAGAGACAGAGGUGGAGUUCCAGCUCGAGUUCAUCAUCGAGUGGAUCUUCGAGCUCCUCCAGCUCGGAAUCCAGCAGUUCUUCUUCAUCUGGAAGUUCGAGAUCAGCAUCCCGAUCGCCUAGUCGCAAACGGAAGCAUAAGAAAGAUCAUCGUGGGUCUCUGUCGCCUUUGAGCAAACGCAUGGCCCAGUACAACAAUCCACCAGCUGCUACCACGGCUGCUCACGAUGUGAUAGCGCCUGUUGCGUAUACCUCAAACGCCCGCGAUAAGAUGGACGACUACGAGAUAAAAGUGAGAAAGUUUUUAGAACAGACUAAAGACGACUCUGAUUACGAAGAUAAGGUAAGGAAGUUUUUAGAGGAAACUGCUAGGUGGAAGAGAGAAAGGGAAAAGGAAAAGAAACAUUCAGAAAGCGAGAAAAUGAAGAAGAAGAAGAAGAAAGAAAAGAAGGGGAAAGACAAGGAAAAAGAGGACAAGAAAAGUCGAAAGAAAAAGAAGAAGGAAGAGAGAAAGAAACGGAAGAACAAAGAUAAGCUUGAACGGGAUUUGGAAGCAUUGAAAAAGUCGUCGUUGCCGGAUUUGGAACAGUUGGAGUCAAAAUUGAAUGCGUACUAUGCAAAAGUUGAAAAAGAGACCGCUGUUUUGAAAAGGUAUGUAGCUCAGUAUAAUGACAUACCUUCCCCUCUUAGCAACGCGGAGAAGCUCGCUGAGAGUUCCCGAAGGGAGGAGGAGCUACGCAGGGAGAGGGAAAGGGAGAGAGAUGAGGCUUCGAAGGCGUAUCACGAACGGGAAUCUAGAGUACCGAUGACCGCACAGCAACGCAAAGAGAUUCAACGGAAACCGCUAACGGAUAUAUUCGAGCAGGAGUCACAGUUAAUUCAUCCCGAGCCAAAGUUACCCACCCUAGAUACAGCUGCGUUGAAUGCCAAAUGGAAGGCUGCACAGGCUGCUAGGCAAAAGGACAUUAUGCCUCAGAAGUGGCAAGAUGUUGCUCCGGAAGGUAAAAAAAUGCAGCCAAAUGUGGACAGCGAGGAGGACGACGAUAACGAACUUGAAGAGAAAUUGCAGCGUGCUGCUUUGGAGAAGUCCAUGAACAUCAGAAAACAAAUGCAGCGCGAACUCGCGGAGAAGAGAGCGGCACAAGUUCAGCCAAUGUCCGCACCGACACCUCCGCCAUUACCCAAAGAACCACCGAUACCGAAACAGGCGCCGGUGAAGUAUCCUACACCGCAGCCUCAGAAUAAGUUCCAGUCGUACAAAGACCCCUCGUUGUCUGCGCCACAGGCGGCACCAACGAAGUUCAGCUCGAACAAUCUUGGCGGAAAAUUCCAGCCAAUCGGACAGAGUGGUAACAGUGGUGUUGGUCAUCCGCCAGAGCCACCACGUCCACCACCACCAACAAAGAACCAGAAUCAAGCCAAAGGUCCCAGAACAGACUCCGACAGCGAAGCAGAACGGCAACACAGACAGACGCCUAAAAAACGAGAAUCUAGCGGUAGAGGUGGUGUGUCCAAGAGAAUGAGUAGGGAUCGUCCAGCGAAACGUUCACGCAGCAGGUCGCGCAGUGCCUCCAGUUCUGGUUCUUCGAGAUCUCGAUCGCCCAGGAGAAGCCGAUCUCGAUCGUACUCGAAUAGAAGAUCAGGCAGUUACGAAAGGAAAUACAGUCGGUCUCCGUCAGGCACUUACAGUAGAUCACGCUCUAGGUCACGGUCCAGAUCGUACACCAGGAGUCGUAGUCGCAGCAGGUCCGGCGACAGGAGUUACUACCGCAAGAGACAGUUCAGACCGUACAACAACCGUGGCACUUACUACAAACCACGCUUCCAAGGCUUCAACAACCCGAACCAUCGCGGAGGUGGCAAUAAUUUCCAGAAUCGCAACCGGUUCUACAAUAAUCAGCACAACAAUCGGUUUGCUAAUAGACGCGGCGGUGGGUUCAACAACCGCGGUGGCGGAAGAGGACGCGGCGGCAAUCGUGGUGGUAGAUUCUUCCACAAUAAACAAGGCUUCCGCGACUUCAGGGACAGACGAGACUUCAGGGAUCGUCGCGCCGCCUCACGCGAUCGUUACAGCGAUCGUAGCUAUUCACCUGACCCAAUGAGAAAGGUUGACGAGGCAAAAGAGAAAAUCAACAAGAUGCUCGAGGGUGGUGACGAUGUUAUGGAGCAUCAACAGGGUGGUGGAGGAUCGAACGUACCUCCUAGCAAGAGGCAAGACGGACCUUUGAGCGAGGGCGAAGAGAGGGACGAUGAUGACUACGAGAGGUGGGGAGAGGGCGAGGGGGGCGACACAACUAACAAGAAUGAGGAGGUUGGACCUGACAUCGAGAACCUGGACGGCAAGGAGUACUUCAUUGAGCGCAUGAAGCAGCGAAGCAAGAAUGUUUUAAUGCAGAGAGCCCUUGCUGCUAAGAUUUGGUAGAAACUCCCCCGGUUGCCGUCGUUGCUGCUUCGAUUCUUCUCCUUCGUCUGUGAUAUAAUUACACUUGUCCUCGACGUUAAGACAUCGACCGGGUCACGUGAGACAGAAGUCUUGAACAGCAUCGUACCGAACACAUUCGGUAUAUUUCAACGAAGUGAAAGAAAAUGAAGAGAACAUACGAGAGACAGUGAGAGAAAGAGAGAGGUGGAUGGGGGGAUGUAUCGUCUAAGUAAUAUUACAACUCGGUGGUCAUGACGGUCGAGAGAAAUGCAACAAUUUUCUCAUACAUUUUCUUUUAACGUUUAUCGAGCCGGCGAUAAGUUGGCGAACCAGCGUCGUUUCGCUCGAUUGUCAUGCUCGUGCAUAAAUAUCUAUGAUAAGUAGUAAAUAUUCAUAGAACAGGAUGCGCGUUUGCAUCGAGAACGAGUACAUCGUGCGAAAGAACGCCCCCUCGGUUUCCUUGUUUUUAUUAUCGUUAGCGGCAAAAUUUUACACGUAUACUUCGAUCAUAGUACUUAUUUUCAUAUCGUAGCGUCGUUUUAUUUACUUUAUAACUGGAAUGUCGCGUAAGUAUUAAGGGUGGAAAGAAAACUAAAAGAAAAAGAGAAGCUUCAACUGUAGCGUGCACCAUUGAAGGAAAGUAUUCGGUCGCAGUUACACAAUUCACGCACACGCGAGUGGCUUUUCAUUAUCAUUCAUUAUCAGGUUUAGAGGAUAAUCCUUCGACUCUUUUUAACGAGGGAAACGAAAGGUUUACUUUCCGUUUGGGAUUCUUUUCUGUUGAAGUUUUAAGCGUCACACGCCUUACAUUUGGAUCAUUUUGCGUUUGACGAUAAAACGAGAGAAGCAUACGGAUUACAUCGAUUUCGAGUCGCGCUUGAAUCGCCUGUGGCACGAGGAAGAGACUCUAUUUAUAGCGAGGAAAACAGUUUGGAUUCGUCAUACGUCGAGAGCGAAUCCUUCUUGGAUCCUCAUCCCGCAAUGAUUUCGUUCCGGAACACCAGUUUAUCAUGGCCCCCUCUUUAUUACGAAUACUUAUUUUAAGGUAUCAUACAAAGUAAUUUACCUAGUAAGACACUUAUAUAUGUUGUAUGUAAACGAGUUACUGUCCAAUUCAAAGAGAUCCGCAAAUACAUAACACGAAAACACAAAGUCAACAAGACUUCUUCGCCUAUCUUCUUUGAAACGCUUUAACCCGUUAAAAAAAAAAUGCAUACGUGUAUAGUUUUGUUUUGUGUGUAAUUUGUUAUAUUUUUUUUAUCUCGUCGAUGCGCCCAUUUCCAGACCAUUACCACCAGACGGGAAACUGGUUUAUUGAUAGCGCCCACUGAUUUGGAUAUCGCGCUCUGCACAUUCGCAUUUAAGUAUUUAAACAUGGUCUGCACGAUUAACCCACGCAUUUGUUCAACGACUCUUCGAGGAAAAUGAAGUUCUUGCACGUAAGU